AUAUCCUGUCCUUUUGUACAAGGGCAGAAUUGGUGAAAUAGAUCUAAAAAUUGAAGGCUCUCCCUCUGCUUUUGGCACUGGUAUACCAUUAAGGUGGCUGCUGCUCUUCCAUAUUGCUGGUAGCUGGAAAACUAUUUUUUGUUUUAUUUCCCCGAGAAGACAUCCUGUUCAUCAAGUUUUGGGAAAGAAAUUUAAGCUAAAAUGGAGUAGGGUUAGAUUUAGGUGUGUUCCCUGAGAAGGUGUUGAGGCCCUGGGACAAGGUGCCUAGAGAAGCUGUGGCUGCUCGAUCCCUGGAAUUAUCCAAGGCCAGGUUGGACAGGGCUUGGAUUAACCUGGGCUACUGGAAUGUUUCCCUGCCCGUGGCACGGGGGUGGCACCGGAUGAGCUUCAAGGUCCCUUCCAGCACAAACCAAUGAGGGAUUCUGUAAAAUUCUCGUUUUCUUAAGCAAGCUUUCAAAUAAAUCCAAAUGUUGAAGGGUGUUUCUCUGGCUAGUUCUGUUUUUGGAACACUCUUAUGCCAUCUUUAGGUAAUCCCUGUAUUUUUUUGGACUUAGGUAAACCAAAUCUCGUGAGGUAGGAUGGGGGAGCAGGGGAUUUGUUGUUAGUUUUUGUUGAACACGUGAAAUCCCUGGGAAAGGAUUCAAACCAGCUUUGCAGGGGGGUUUCACUAACACGAUUCUGUUGCCAGGGCUGCCUAUGCUGAGGCACCAUGGCUUUCAGCAAGGGAUACCCAGCCUGUCGCAGGCUGCAUCACUAACACCAUCCAUCUUGUGUUGCCAGGGCUGCCCUGCCGAGGCACCAUGGCUUUCAGCAAGGGGUUCCGAGUGUAUCACAAGCUGGACCCGCCUCCCUUCAGCGUGAUGGUGGAGACCAGGAGCAGGGAGGAGUGCCUCAUGUUCGAGUCCGGAGCCGUGGCUGUCCUCUCCUCUGCAGAAAAGGACACAAUCAAGAACACGUACUCCAAAGUCAUGGAUGCAUACGGGCUCUUGGGCGUGCUAAGGUUAAACCUCGGGGACACGCUGCUGCACUACCUGGUGCUGGUGACGGGGUGCAUGUCCGUGGGCAAGAUCCAGGACUCGGAGGUGUUCCGGGUGACGUGCACCGAGUUCGUGUCGCUGCGCGCGGACCCUGCGGACGAGGACCGCGUCUCCGAGGUGCGCAAGGUGCUCAACUCGGGCAGCUUCUACUUCGCCUGGUCUGCCACGGGGGUCAGCCUGGACCUGAGCCUCAGCGCCCACCGCAGCAUGCAGGAGCACACCACUGACAACAGGUUCUUCUGGAACCAGUCCCUGCACUUGCACCUGAAGCACUACGGGGUGAGCUGUGACGAGUGGCUGCUGCGGCUCAUGUGUGGGGGCGUGGAGAUCAGGACCAUCUACGCCGCUCACAAGCAGGCCAAGGCCUGUCUCAUCUCCCGGCUGAGCUGCGAGCGGGCGGGCACCCGCUUCAACGUGCGCGGCACCAACGACGACGGGCACGUGGCCAACUUCGUGGAGACGGAGCAGGUGAUCUAUUUGGAUGACUCUGUGUCAUCUUUCAUACAGAUUCGAGGAUCUGUUCCAUUAUUUUGGGAGCAGCCAGGACUGCAGGUGGGAUCCCACCGUGUCAGGAUGUCAAGGGGCUUUGAGGCGAAUGCACCGGCUUUUGACAGGCAUUUCCAAACACUUAAAAAUUUAUAUGGCAAGCAAAUUAUUGUAAAUUUACUGGGGGCAAAGGAAGGGGAGCACAUGCUCAGCAAAGCCUUCCAGAGCCAUUUGAAAGCAUCUGAACAUUCAGCUGAUAUCAAAAUGGUGAACUUUGACUAUCACCAGAUGGUUAAAGGUGGAAAGGCAGAGAAACUACACAGCGUGCUUAAACCUCAAGUCCAGAAAUUCUUGGAGUGUGGAUUUUUCUAUUUUGAUGGGAAGGAAGUGAAAAGGUCCCAGAGUGGCACCGUCAGGACCAACUGCCUGGACUGCCUGGACAGGACCAACAGCGUGCAGGCCUUCCUGGGCCUGGAGAUGCUAACCAAGCAGCUGGAGGUGCUGGGGCUGGCUGAGAAGCCUCAGUUAGUGACUCGCUUCCAGGAGGUUUUCCGAUCCAUGUGGUCUGUCAAUGGGGAUUCUGUCAGUAAGAUCUAUGCUGGAACUGGAGCCCUUGAAGGAAAAGCAAAGGCUGGGAAGCUGAAGGAUGGUGCUCGUUCUGUGACCAGAACGAUCCAAAAUAACUUUUUUGAUAGCUCCAAGCAGGAGGCCAUUGAUGUUUUGUUGUUGGGAAAUACCCUAAAUAGUGAUUUAGCAGAUAAAGCACGGGCUCUGUUAACCACCAGCAGUUUACGCGUUUCAGAGCAAUCAUUGCAAUCAGCAUCUGUGAAAGUGCUGAAGAGCAUGUGUGAGAACUUCUACAAGUACGCCAAACCCAAGAAGAUCCGGGUGUGUGUGGGGACGUGGAACGUCAACGGGGGGAAGCAGUUCCGCAGCAUUGCCUUCAGAAAUCAAACCCUCACUGACUGGCUGCUGGAUGCACCCAAGUUGGCUGGGAUCCAUGAAUUCCAAGAUCGCAAAAACAAACCUGUGGAUAUAUUUGCCAUUGGAUUUGAAGAAAUGGUGGAGUUAAAUGCAGGAAACAUUGUGAACGCCAGCACCACGAACCAGAAGCUCUGGGCUGCAGAGCUGCAGAAGACCAUCUCCAGGGAUUACAAGUACGUGCUGCUGGCCUCAGAGCAGCUGGUGGGCGUCUGCCUCUUUGUGUUCAUCAGGCCCCAGCACGCUCCCUUUAUCAGGGAUGUUGCUGUGGAUACUGUCAAGACUGGCAUGGGAGGAGCCACGGGGAACAAGGGGGCCGUGGCCAUUCGGAUGCUGUUCCACACCUCCAGCCUUUGCUUUGUGUGCAGUCACUUUGCUGCAGGCCAGUCCCAGGUCAAGGAGAGAAAUGAAGACUUUGUAGAGAUUUCUCGCAAGCUUGGCUUUCCAAUGGGAAGGAUGCUCUUCUCCCAUGACUACAUUUUUUGGUGUGGGGACUUCAAUUAUCGAAUAGAUCUGCCCAAUGAGGAGGUGAAGGAGCUGAUCCGACAGCAGAACUGGGAUCCCCUCAUAGCAGGAGACCAGCUCAUCAACCAGAAAAACUCUGGGCAGAUUUUCAGGGGAUUUCUGGAAGGGAAGAUCAAUUUUGCCCCCACGUACAAGUAUGACCUGUUCUCUGAUGACUACGACACGAGUGAGAAGUGCCGCACACCGGCGUGGACGGACCGGAUCCUCUGGAGGAGGAGGAAAUGGCCCUUUGACCGAUCAGCUGAAGACCUGGAUCUCCUGAAUGCCAGUUUCCACAGUGACACUAAUGUCCCUUACACAUGGAACCCUGGCACUUUGCUGCACUACGGGAGAGCAGAGCUGAAAACAUCUGAUCACAGGCCUGUGGUUGCACUGAUUGACAUUGACAUAUUUGAAAUUGAAGCGGAAGAGAGACAGAAAGUGUACAAGGAGGUGAUUGCAACGCAAGGUCCCCCUGAUGGCACUGUGAUGGUCUCCAUCAGUUCUUCAGCUGAAGAAAACUAUUUUGAUGAUAACUUGAUCGAUGAUCUUCUUCAAAAAUUCGCAAGCUAUGGCGAAGUUAUACUUAUAAGGUUUGUGGAAGACAAGAUGUGGGUAACAUUUUUGGAAGGAAGCUCUGCUCUGAAUGUUAUGAAUUUGAAUGGUACUGAGCUACAAGGAAAGAUUAUAAAUAUCAACUUGAAAAAUCCAGAUUGGAUCAGAAGUUUGGAAGAUGAAAUGAAUCUAGAGAAGAUUAAUAUUGGGCUGCCUUCAUCCACAAGCUCCACUUUGCUUUGUGAAGAUGCUGAGGUUACUGCAGACUAUGACAUGGAAGGAGACGUCGAUGACUACAGCGCUGAAGUGGAAGAAAUCCUUCCCCAGCACCUGCAGCCGACGUCGAGCUCCGGGCUGGGCACGUCCCCGAGCUCCUCCCCGGCGGUAGGAGUCCUGCACCUGCUAGAAAGGAAUUUGGAGGUCUUGGAGCUCCUCCCAGUCCUGGGGUAGCUAGGAGAGAAGUAGAAGCUCGGACUCAGCCUCCACCCUCGGCGGGUACAGCCAGACCGACCGUUCCUCCCCGAGCUGGAGUUAUCAGUGCCCCACAAAGCCAUGUCCGUCCCUCGGGGGCACGACCGGCACCGGAGGCGCAGCCCAAGGCAGCGGAACCACCACGGGGCUCGCCGCUGCUCCCUGAGCCCCUGAAGCCACAGNACAGCCACAGCUGCUCUGGACACCUGUGCCAGGGCCUGCCCACUCUCGCAGGGGGAAGCAUGUUCUUCAAGUCCUCCUUCAGGGCACUGUGA
This is a messenger RNA of Zonotrichia albicollis (white-throated sparrow), 4309 nucleotides long. NCBI's taxonomy places the organism in Eukaryota, Metazoa, Chordata, Aves, Passeriformes, Passerellidae. The record is from RefSeq and is a predicted model, not a curated record.